Molecule: messenger RNA, 13042 nt
Organism: Zootoca vivipara (common lizard)
Lineage: Eukaryota; Metazoa; Chordata; Lepidosauria; Squamata; Lacertidae
Source: RefSeq, a predicted model, not a curated record
AGGCGUCCAUUGAUGGGGUGGGGUGGGGGUGUGUCGUUGCAGGGGUUGCCCCAUGGGGAGUGACACGGAGGGGAACACACAAACGCAUCGCUUCCGGGGAAACCUCCCCCACCUCACCCCGCUUUAGCAAAAGUGGAGAAAUGCAAGCCAUUUGGGGUGGGGGUAGAGUAAGGAUGAGGUGUUGAUUCAGGGGCAUUGUUUUUUCAUAUUGCAGGGUUUUUGUGGGGGGACCCCCCCCAAGCCCCCAAAGGGAUGGGGCUUUUUCUUGAGCAGUGUUAGGUAUGCAUUGAUGGGUUAGUGAAAUAGGGCUAAAGUGUGUGUGUGUGUAUGUGUGUGUGUGUGUGUGUGGUAUUUUAUCUCAGUUGGAGAAGUAGGUCUGUAAGGGGGACCCCAGACCCCACCCCACACGUGGUGGUGGUGUGUAUAAGUAGAGUUCCGUGUUCAGGUGCAUGUGUCAUGUUUUACAUAGGAGAUAAGCAUGGGCUGGGAAAGGGGUCUUCUCCCUCCUUGUCUCCAUGUUCGAAUCGUGGAAUGAUGGAAUACGUACAUGAAUGCGUGUGUCUGUGAAUAUUUUGCUCCCAGUUAGAGGGUGGGUGGGAAGACGCCUCCGGAAAGGAUUCCUGCCCCCUGCUAAAAGCAGAGGUGCGUAAAUGGAUAGUAAAAGUGUGGGGAUUUUGUUCUAAUGGGAAGGAGUGGGGCUCUGUCCCAUGCUCACAACUUAGUUUGAAGUAUGGAGUUCUGAAAAGGACACCCCCCCCCCAACACACACACCCAAACUUGGUUGUAGGAGGUUGCAUAAAAGUAUGUGCGUCUAAUUGCCCCUUAGACAGGAGUUUGACUGAAGGAGGGAUCCCCCGUCCUCACAGAAGUUAGGUUCUGGAUUGGGGGUGAGACUUUUGCAUGAAUUGUGGUGAAAGCUAGGAUGAAAAGAUGUACUGUAUCAGUCCUUCCCACUGCAUCCCAAAGUCAGAGUGAGUGCUUGGAAAUAAAGCCACAAGGAAUCUAGGUAACCUGCUGUUGUACUCUGAAUUUUGAGUCACUUGUAUAGUGUCAGCAGAAGGAGAAGAGCCAGGAGUUGUAAUUGUAACAGUAAUGAUGAUAAGCAUACAAGGAAAAAGGAUGAAAAUGAGUAUCUUUCAGGCAUAUAUUUUCCUUCAGGCAGUUUCCACAUUCUUCCUUAUCUCCACCCUGCUUCCACCCCCCACCCCCAAAGUUGGCUGCUCCCGCUCAUAUAACAUGCUAUCUCCAUAAAUCUAAAGGGGAAUGUGUCUGAAUGCUGUUGGCUUCCAAAAUUUGAAGCCAAUGGCCCUUAAUUGGAACUAAGGGAAAGGACUACCGGUAACUGGGGAAGUUGUUGAUAGUGUGUGUUGUGGUUUUAUGUUAGAAGAGGAGGGUCUGUGGUGAGUGAUGCGGUAGUUGGAAUACAGGGCAUGUUUAGCCAGAAUAUUUGCAUAUAUUUUUUUACACAUGAUGCUGAUGGUGCUUGUAAAGUGCUCUUUCAUUUAAUUUUAGUGCAUUAGUGAAUCAAAUGUUCCUUUUAGCCAAUGAGAGCACUGAAACUGAUACAUUAAUCCCCCCCCUUUUCAAAUGAGAUUUGCAAAUACACUAAACAAAGCAACAGACUAAAAUAGAUAGUAAAAACAGUCAUGAAGGCAAGGAGAAUAAAAAUACAAGCCAAAAAAAACUUUAAAAAGAAUGAAUAGCAGUGUCUAAUAAAACAACUCCACUUCUUAACAGAAGAGAAGUGCAUUCAGUGAUAUGUGUGUGUUGUAAUAGCCUUUUCAUUUCAGCGCUCUCAUCCUCUGAAACAAAGCAGAAGUUGGCCUGCUGUUACCACCUUAUCUGCUCUGUGUACACACCCAAAGUUACAGGUAGCUAAUGUGAGAUAGUCCUUUCAACCUCUCUGUGGUAUUCAGAAUCAAGAUGCAUAAAAAUUCACCCAACCUGUUUAGUGCAUCUAUGAUACUCGUUGAGUUUGUGAAGUUAAGGGGUGGUGAUUAUUACUUAACACAGAAUAUAGGAGUAAGAUCUUGUUUUAUUGAAUCAGUAUUAUACUGCAAAUGCUAGGUCAUACUAUGCACUAGCUUCCUGUGGAGCAUUAGCCUCUUGUGCGGAAACCGUCUGCCCUUCAAUAGCACUUUGUGGUACUGGACAACUAUAGUGGUUGAUGGGGGGAAAUGUGGCAUUCUUGAGAUAUCACCCCAAAAGAUGAUACCUGCAGGAUAAAGGACUAAACAUGCAGAAGACAGAAUCAGGAUUCAAUGUGGCCUUAUCAGAUUUGAUAACUGGGUCAAAACUAAUAAAAUGAAUUUCAGUAGGGACGAAUGUCAGGCUCUUCACUUAGACAGGAAGAACCAGAUGCACAGAUAUAAGAUGGGGUACACUUGCAUUGCCAGUAGUACAUAUGAAAAGGAUCAUGGGGUCUUAGUAAACCACAAGCUUGUGGCAGCAUGGGGGGGAGCCAUUGCUGUUCUAGGCUGCAUCAGCAGAACUAUAGCAUGCAUCCAGGUCAAAGGAAACCAUAGUCCCACACUAUUCUGCCUUGGUUAGACCACAUCCUUAGUACUGUGUCCAGUUCUGGGCACCGCAAUUUAAGAAGGAUAUUGAAAAGCUGGAAUGUGUGCAGAGGAGGGCGACCAAGAUGAUCAAGGGUCUGGAAACCAAGUCUUAUGAGGAAUGGUUGAGGGAGUUGUGUGUGUUUAGCUUGGAAAAGAGGAGAGUGAGAGGAGAUAUGAUAGCAAUCUUCAGUUAUCUCAAGGGCUGUCACAUGGUGACCAGAAAGGAGAUUCCGACUAAACAUCAUGAAGACCUUUUUGACUGUGAAAGCUGUUUGGCAGUGGAACGGGACCCCCUUGGGAGGUUGUAGACUCUCCUUCUUUAAUGGUUUUUAACAGAGGUUGAAUGGCCAUCUGUCCUGCCUACUUUAGUUGAGAUUCCUGCACUGCAAGGGGUUGGACUAGAUAACCCUUGGGAUCCCUUCCAACUGUACCACUCUAUGAUUCUAUACCAUGCAGGUGGUUGGCACCUACAGAGAGAAGUCUUGUUAUACGUCUGGUAGAAGUUGUAGGGCAGCUGCAUACUUUAUUAUUGGGAUUUGUUUGUUAAGACAGGAAACUGAGAUACAUGGUAGUGUUUGUGUAGUGUUCCAUUUUUCUUUUCCCUGUGAAUGUUGAUCUUUUCUUCUCUGCCUAUUCAGUAUAGCUAGCAGAUUGGAAUGCUUUCAAAUGUGGGCUUCUUUCACUCGAAAGUACACAGAGAAAUGUGUGAAAUGCUCAACCCUGACAUUGGAAACAGCAAUGUAGAACAAGGAUGGGGAACCUAUAGCUGUCUAGACAUUGUUGGACUUGUAUCAGCCCCAGACAGUGAGGCCAGUGACUAGGGAUGAUUGUAAUUGUGGUUCAACAACAUCCAGAGGGCUGCAGGUUCCCAAUCCCUGAUCUUGUGGUAUUGCACUUAAUGUAAAUCAGACAAUGGUAACUUUGCAUCGUCCAGGUGUUUCAAACUGCAUCCACCAUAUAGUUGUAAUGGCUGGGAAUGAUGGGAGUUGUAGCCCAAAAUAUCUGGAGGACACUAGUUUGGGGAAGGCUGAGUUAAACCAUGGGCAGUAUCGUGCUUGGUGUUGGAUAACAUUGUUGCCUUGCAUUUGAAAGUGUAUUUUAAGUGUAAGGAAGCAUCCUUGGUCAUUUUACAACAGUUUAUCACAUUGCUGACGUGAUUUGUAUGUUCAGUCAGUUUCUGUUUGUUCCCACAUAUUACUUUCUCUGCAGGGCAUAUGCAAAAUUCAGCUAUAUCUGAUUACGGCAGGGAAGUGAUUGGGGAUGUUAGCACUGAAAUGUUGGCUUAAUGCGGCUUAUUUCUUUUUGUGCACAUUUUAAAACUAUUACCUCAAUGUCAGCGAGACCUCUUGUACUCUUUGUGCAUCUAUAAGAGUUCGAACAUCUUGUUCAGAUGUGAGUGAUUAAAAGUUAAGCCACGCCUUCAAAUUCUUGACAGCAUUGGGGAAAAACUAGCAUCUUAUUUCAAUUUUUAAUGGCUUGAUUUGUGGAGUAUUUUAUGGAGCUACAAAAUCAAGAGUGAAUGGGUCCUUAAUGUAGCAAACUGGAGUGUACACUAGGUUUGUCAUUGGUAUGAGCUUUCGUGUGCAUGCACACUUCUUCAGAUACACUGAAGUGUGCAUGCACGUGAAAACUCAUACCAAUGACAAACUUAGUUGGUCUCUAAGGUGCUGCUGGAAGGGAAAAAAAUUAUUUUGUUUCGACUACGUGAGACCAACACGGCUACCUACCUGUAACUGGAAUGUACACUGUGUGUCAAGGUCAGAAUAUUUGUCCAUCUAGGCUACUUAGUAGGGUCGACUGGCAGCAGCUCUUUAGUCGCAGAUAAAGGAGAGGCUUCCAGGCCACUUGCUCCCUGGUUCUUUUAGCUGUAGAUGCUGGAGGUUGAACAUGACCUUCUCCUUCUUUUUUGUUAAAUGCACAGUAUGGUAAGGCACCACUUCUUAAAUUCUUAUCUGUAUCCAUUCUGCUUUAAUUUCCCAGAAUGUGAGUCUGCAUUCAACUAUGGACUGUUCUGUCCCUCCCCGCCCCCACCCCACCCCCCAAAAUCACACGAUGCAUGAGUUUGAGUAGAAUACCUGUGCUCUAGGAGCAAUACCGGUAAUUGCUGUGACUAUUUUGCAGCAAUAGCGAAACACGCUAUUGCACGGGUAGAGAGGCGCACCAUGUUCUGCAGGUUCAAGGAUGGUAUCCACACUUCCCCAUAAGCUGAAUAGGAGUAGCUGACAUAUUAUCAUUUUAGAAUACUGUAAUGUCAUUUAAAUAGGGUGGACACCCCAUGUUAAAGAUGGUGAGUUGUCUCUAGUUUACUUUGAAUUCAUUGCCUUCAAAUAUGAGAAGGCAAUACUCCUUUAGGGGGUCUUGCAAUGUAGCUUUGACAUACGUGAAUAUUUAAAAAUAAUACAGUAAUAUGAACAUUCGUUUAAAACACCAGCUUGAUUUUCUUAUGCCACAGAGCAGGGCUGAAGAAUUUCUGGGCCUCCAGAUGUUCCUAGACUACAGUUCCCAUCAUCCCUGACCUUGCUGGCUGGGGAUGAUGGGAAUUGGAGCCUUCCAACUCUACUGUAGGUUUUCCUUAGGUGAAUUAGUGAAUCUACCAAAUCUCCGCUUCAGUUCCCCCAUGCCCCUCUCCAGUCUGCAGACCAAUUUAAUCAGGUUGUUGUGAUGCAAGGGUGCAAGUAAGGCACUUACCACACUUGAAAGUGCUACAUAAAUGCUAAUUAUUACUAUAACAUUUUGAAACUUAGCUAUGAAGUCAUGCAGCUUAGGUGCCUUUACAGUUAUUUGUUUUCUUUUUUUUUAAUGUUGGGUGAAAUAUUGUAGUUUUGUAGUUUGCUGCUAUCCUCCUAACUUGAAGAGGAUCAGCUUCAAAUCAGUUAUAAAUCUGAAGGUAGGCACACAUGACAACUGUCUGUUUUUCUUUUUAGGGUUCAUGUAAUCACAGGAGUUACUUUGUUGUAUGUAUCUUUUCAGAACACAACAGGAUUUCAGAAUGAAUCAGAACUCAACGGAGCCUUCAGUAUCAGUUGAGACUUUGGCUGACGUACCUGAGCACGUGCUUAAAGGACUUCCUGAGGAAGUGAGACUUCUCCCAUCUGCUGUUGACAAGACACGGCUUGGUGUCUGGGCAACAAAGCCAAUUUUCAGAGGCAGAAAGUUUGGUCCAUUUGCUGGUGACAAGAAGAAACGAUCUCAGGUUAAAAGCAAUGUGUACAUGUGGGAGGUCUAUUACCCAAACUUGGGAUGGAUGUGUGUUGAUGCCACAGAUCCAGAGAAGGGGAACUGGCUGCGCUAUGUGAACUGGGCUCGCUCAGGAAAGGAGCAGAACCUAUUCCCUUUGGAGAUCAACAGAACCAUCUACUACAAAACUUUAAAGCCAAUUGAGCCAGGCGAGGAGCUCCUGGUGUGGUACAAUGGGGAAGACAACCCAGAGAUAGCAGCUGCUAUCGAAGAGGAGAGAGCCAGCAAUCGCAGCAAGAGGAACUCUCCGAAAACCAAGAAAGGGAAGAAAAAAUCCCAGGAGGCUAAAAACAAAGGAAAGAACGCAGCCGAUAAAAAGCAGAAAACUGUUUUGGAUUCAACUUCUGCCGACAUGAGGGAGCCUAAGGAAGGCCAUAAACAGGAGGAUGAAACUCCCUCUGUUUCAGCAGUGCUGUCCCUGGAGCAGACAGCUGUGAUCCAGGAGAUGGUAAAUCAAGACACACUUCCAAACUUGGUUAUCCCCAGUCCGGUCAGUGGGCCCCAUCCGGUGCCUGAAGACAAACCGGAAGCAGUAACGUGUGGCUCGAAUGUUUUAGAGGAGGAGCCAGAAGAGGAUGGGGAGGACCCUGAGGAGGAUACAGGGGGGGAGGAAGAAGAGGAGGACGACGAGGACGAAGAGGAUGAACCUGAGGAGGAAGAGGAAGAUGUCAGCUUCCCUAAAGGAAGUCCUGACAUGGAAGCCAUGCCCAUAUGUGAAGACAAGCUGGAAUCUGUGGAAGAGCAGAGCAGCAUAUCUGAAGACUCGCCAGAAAGCUCCCCCAAGAAAAAGGCUGUGGCGAAAUUCCCCAAAGCGAGAGACGAAUCUAAUGGGAAUAUCCACGGUACGUUCAUGUUUCCAUGUCAACAUUGUGAAAGGAAAUUUACCACAAAGCAGGGUCUCGAACGCCAUAUGCAUAUCCAUAUCUCGGCAAUCAGUCACGCUUUCAAAUGCCGCUAUUGCGGCAAAGCUUUCGGCACCCAGAUUAACCGGCGGAGGCAUGAACGGCGCCAUGAGGCCGGACCGAAAAGGAAGCCCUUCCCAGCGCUGUCGGAAGGCAACGCUAAGAACCAAACAAUUCCUGAAGAUAAUAUUAAAGAUGAAACCAACAGCAGGCAGGACUUAGUAGCUGUGGAAACUGAGAAAGUUUCUCUCGAAAUGCCAAAUCCUGUUCUCUUUGAAGAGAGCAAGGGACCCAAAGAGCUGCACCCGUGCAAAUAUUGCAGGAAGGUUUUUGGCACCCAUACCAAUAUGCGAAGGCACCAGCGAAGGGUCCAUGAGCGCCAUCUCAUCCCCAAAGGUGUCAGGAGAAAACCCGAGGAGCCCCAGUUUCCAGCAGAGAAAACCCAGCAGUCCUCAAAUGUGUACGUAGCAAGCACAGACCUCGAAGAGGAGGGAGAGGCAGAUGAUGUGUACAUUAUGGAUGUUUCCAGCAAUAUAUCUGAAAAUCUCAAUUAUUACAUUGAUGGUAAGAUUCAGUCCAACAGUAGCACGAGCAAUUGUGAAGUGAUAGAGGUGGAAUCCAGCUCGACAGAACUCUAUGGAGUAAACUGUUUACUGAGUCCAGUGACUGUGGAAAUACCCCCAAGUGUAAAGGCUACAUCAGUGCACCUAAACGACAUACCAAAAGAGUCACCAGUCAGUGGAAGCGCCGAACCCAAAAAGAGGAGGACCGCAAGUCCUCCUCUUCUGCCUAAGAUAAAAACUGAAGUGGAUCCGGAACCCAUCACAUCAUUGUGUUCUUUGACUAUUCCUCUUACUAUAUCAGCAGCCGAUAACUUGCCUUUCCCCAAAGAGAAAAGUAUUUAUUUAUCAUCAAAGCUGAAACAGCUUCUCCAGACACAGGAUGGGAGUACGGUAGCGCCAUCUCCCCCAUCGUCGUCGUCGUCCUCAACCGAAAUCCCCAAACUGGGACUCACAGCUACAUCUUCGCCUCUUCUGCCCGCCGCCUCCAGCAGGUUCAAACGAAGGACCAGUUCCCCUCCCAGUUCACCGCAACACAGUCCAGCUCUACGAGACUUUGGCAAAGCAGGUGAGGGGAAACCUGUUUGGAAUGAUGCGACUCUGGGCUCAAAGAUUGCCAAGCUAGAGAGUCAUAGCAAUUCUCCUGUAUGGAGUUUGUCUGGGAGAGAAGAAAAAGAGGCAAUGAGCCCUCUUUGCUUGGAAGAGUAUAAAGUAUCGAAGGACUGGACGCCAAGUCCUCCUUUCGGCAAUGUGUGCAACCAGCAGCCUUUGGACUUAUCCAGUAGCAUGAAGCAAAGGUCCAACUGCAAGAACAGGACUCAGGCCCCCUGGGAAUCAGUGUUGGAUCUCAGUGUCCAUAAAAAGGCAUGCAGUGACACUGAAGCCAAGGAGAGUAACUCGGCGCCACCAGCAUGUAGUGGUGUCAAGAAGAAGCCAACCACAUCCAUGCUGCAGAAAGUGCUUCUGAAUGAAUAUAACGGGACUGAUUCAUCUUCUGAAAACCCUGCAGCUGAAACGAACCCAAGCCAGGGUGCUUGCAAAACAGAAGAGCAUCCAGAGCCAGAGUCCAGGGCUAGCCUCCCUGUUCCAGAGGUCGAGUCAGGUUCCCUGUGCUCUUCUCCUGAGAUACCUUUACUGCCAUCAUCUACUGCAUCUUCAAGUCAGGUGCCGCCUCUCCUGACUCCAACAAACUCUCCUUCCCCUCCACCUUGCCCGCCUAUGUUAAAGGUUCCCACUCCUCCACCACCUCUCCUGCCUACUGUUCCCUCUCCGCUCCCAGAGGAGCCCACAAGCAUCACUCCAAGUUCAUGUCCUUCUCCCUUAUCAAAUACCACUGCUCAGUCCCCUCUUCCAAUCCUUUCCCCUACGGUCUCAACGUCUCCUGUUCCUUCAGUAGGACCUCUUAGUUGUCCUUCCCCUGGACCUCCCAACCUCUCUUCCUCCUCCUCGUCCUUUUCUUCCUCCUCUUCUUCGCCAUUGUCAUCCUCAUCUCCUUCUCCACCUCCACUCUCGGUAGUCUCUUCUGUCCUUUCCCCUGGUGAUAACCUGGAAAACUCAGUCCCUAUUAUCUCUUUUAAGCAGGAAGAGGUAGAGAGUGAGUGUGAAAAGCCAAGGGAAGACCCACACAGUUCCAGCGAAGCUAAUACCAUCCAGGAGACAUUUAAUAAGAGCUUUGUGUGCAAUGUCUGUGAGUCCCCUUUUCUUUCCAUUAAAGAUCUCACCAAACAUUCAUCUGUUCAUGCUGAAGAAUGGCCCUUCAAAUGUGAGUUCUGUGUCCAACUCUUCCGAGAGAAAACAGAUUUGUCAGAACACCGCUUCUUGCUCCAUGGCGUUGAGAACAUCUUUGUGUGCUCCGUCUGCAAGAAAGAAUUUGCUUUUCUAUGCAAUUUGCAGCAGCACCAGCGGGACCUCCACCCGGACAAAGAGUGCACACACCACGAGUUUGAAAGCGGGACUCUCCGGCCGCAGAACUUCACAGAUCCCAGUAAGGCUAAGACCGAACACAUGCAGCUCCUGCCUGAAGACUCCUCAGAACCUGCUAAGGAGGAAGAAGAGGAAGAGCUGAAUGACUCCUCGGAAGAGCUUUAUACAACUAUCAAAAUAAUGGCUUCUGGGGUCAAGUCAAAAGAUCCAGAUGUCCGCAUGGGCCUCAAUCAGCACUACCCAAGUUUUAAGCCCCCUCCAUUCCAGUAUCACCACCGCAAUCCUAACGGGAUUGGAACCACUGCCACAAAUUUCACAACCCACAAUAUCCCACAGACCUUCACCACUGCCAUUCGCUGCACAAAGUGUGGGAAAAGUGUAGACAACAUGCCUGAAUUGCACAAGCAUAUCUUGGCUUGCGCUUCUGCCAGCGACAAAAAACGGUAUACACCGAAGAAGAACCCCGUGCCGUUAAAACAGACCGUUCGCCCUAAGAAUGGUGUCAUCCUCCCCAGCCCCACGAGCAACGCGUUCAGGCGUGUGGGCCAGCCUAAGAAGCUCAACUUUAGCGUCGAGGUGGGCCGGAUGUCUUCUAACAAGCUCAAAAUCAGUGCAUUAAAGAAGAAAAACCAGCUUGUCCAGAAAGCCAUUUUGCAAAAGAAGAAAUCUCAGCAGAAGGCAGAGUUGAGGAACAGCACAGCGGAGCCCAGCGCUCACAUCUGCCCUUAUUGCAACCGGGAAUUCACCUACAUUGGGAGUCUGAACAAGCAUGCUUCCUACAGCUGUCCCAAAAAGCCUAUUUCCCCUUCCUCUAAGAAGAACUCUAAAAAGAAAAGCGGGGCAUCCUCUUCCAGUGGUGAUAAAGCUAGCAAUCGGCGGCGGACAGCAGACGCCGAGAUAAAAAUGCAAAGCACGCAGGCUCACCUAGGCAAGACGCGAGCCCGGAGCUCCGGGCCCCUGCCACUGCCGCUGCCAUCUGCAUCCUUCAAACUGAAACAAAACAUCAAAUUUGUGCUGCCCGGUAGAUCCAAAAAGCCGAGCAGCUUGUCGGCAGCAAGGAACGCCAGCCCCAUAAGAAUGGCCAAGAUGAUUCCAGGAGAGGGCAAGAAAGUGAAAGGGGUGGCCAAGAGCAGCCCUCCCGGGCUCUCGAGCAAAGCAUCCCGCAAGUUGCAUGUCAGGAUACAGAGGAGCAAAGUGGCCUUGGCUAGCAAGUCAGCUGUGGCAAACAAGAAAAAGGCGGACAGAUUCAGCAUGAAGUCGAGAGAAAGGGUUGGCGGCCCCGUCACCCGGAGUGUGCAGCAGGCAAGCAGCUCCGAUGCCCCAGAGAGCAGCAAGAGGGAAGAAACCAGCACACGGCAAGAGCUGAAAGAUUUCAGGAACCUCCUGUGACACAACGAAAAAGACAACCACAAAGAAUCUCUGAAUUGUAAAUGAAAUUUCCUUAUCGAAGAGCUUGAGCGGUUGCAUGCUCAUCUUAAGAGAGGGGUGACUGUGGAGGCCCCAAUUCUCCAAGCUUGAAAGGUCCAAUUUGAGACAACUUUGACCCCCCAAAGGGCAGACGAUUGGCUUGCCAGCGUGUUCACACAGGGGUUGAGAAUCGGUAUGCACCAACCAGGCUCAAGGAAUUAUCAGCUGCGAGGAAAGCAGUAGGGUGCGUGGUUCUUCCUUGUCCCCCCCGCUUUGGUUUCAUUUCAAAACGGACAUGGAUCGAACUGAACUGGAGUCAGUCCUGCCACAGAGUCCAUAGCUCAUGCUUCUACUUCGCUUUUUAUCCGAUGGGAAAGCAUGGAAAAAUAGAGGUUGAUAAUAAGAGAUGGUGCCGCCAAACUUAUGCAAAGCCAGGUCCUCACCAGAAGCUCCCCAUAUAUUCAGGGAUGACAAAACGUUAACUGCACUCAAAAUCCUUUUUGCUUGCACGUCGAGUAUCUCAAAGCCUUUGUUUUAUAUCAGCCAGUAUGAAAAAAACUUAAUGGGGAGAAGGGAGACGCCUUUCCCCUCCUUCUCGGCACCUGCACUCACUUCCCAAGACACUUCUUUUGUUUCUGAAUGGGUGGGCACGGGUUUGGACAUUGAUGUUGCUUUCACCAGACUUCUUGAUACAUGGGAAGAGGAAAGGCGAGGUAUCUCUAGAAGGAGCGGGAGGAAGGUUUGCCUGUCAAGCCCUACUGGCAUCCAUACCUGAAAUCUCGUCCAACAUGGAAGUCACCCAGUUUUAUCGUGAAUGACUUGUUCGCCAUACAAAACUGUAUAGCACAACUAAAUACACAAUUGGCUGACUUAUCUGUAUCUAAUAACAAGAGCUACAAAUUUUUCCUAGUUGUAAAUCAAGAUUAUUAUUAUUAAUUUCCUGGAAAUAUAGUUUUGUUUUGUUUUUGGUUUUUCCACAACCCGGGGGGGGGGGGAGCAGUUAGCUUUGUUUGUGCACCCCGUUUGUUUGUUUUUUUAAAAAAAAAUCUCAUUUGUUCUUGACUUCAAAAGUAAUCUACCUCUUAAAAUUUGUAGUUUUAAUAUUGUUUGGUGAAGUUGUGCCACUUUAACGCUUUCUCUUUCACUAUCAUUCCCUUUUUUUGUUACAUUUUUCCCCAUUUAAUGGGGACUUCUGCAUCAAACUAUUGUAUAAAGAAUUUGUAGCAAGUUUGGAAAAAAAUAAAAUAUUUAAAAUUAUUUAAAUUCUUUUUGGACACUUCAGCUGUAUUAUAUGUGAUUUAUAUUUUACAUUAAUUUUGUUGCAGAGGGAGGAAAGGGUGUUGUUAAUCUGGAGACUGUUCCUGUAUUAAAGUUUGCUGCUCUGUAGUGUUUCCCCCCCCCUUUUUUUUUGAAGAGAGAUAUAAAGACUAUUCUAAUGAAAACAUUAAAAUUUCCAAUUUGCCAUACAAGAAAAGGGAGGUUGUCAUUGCUUUUAAACAUGGCAUCUUUGGAGAUAUUUAAAAUACAGAAGAUAGGCAAAGUGUGUGUGUUGAGAGAGAUAAAGAACUUGCCAAAUGAAAUUGAGAUCUGUUGCUGUAGCUAUUCCAUAUGUUGUUGGAGUAUGCUUUCUUACUAACCCUUCACCAUAAGGUCCCAGCAUGGGUUACAAUGAUAUAGUUUGUAUGAAUUUGCAAACUCCUGAACAAUUUAGUUCCAGCGUACCUUAUUGACUGCCUCAACCCUUCUAUCCCAAGUUGAUCAGUGAGAUCAUCUGCAGAAGUGCUUCUGCCUGUUCCCCGAGUUGGUGAGGCUCAUUUGACAACAAGAAACCAAGCUUUUAGUAUCAUUGGCCCCGUAUUGUGGAAUACUCUGCUCUGGCAGCAGAGAUUCAUUGAACACUUUCUAUUUCAACUUUCAGACGUCUGCUGAAAACUCAUCUGUUCCAUUAAGCUUAUAUGCAGGCUUAUAUGCAGGCAAUUAUAUGCAGGCGGUGAAGGUCCUGUGUGAGUGCUUGGAGGCGGUUGGAGGAUGGAUGGCGGCUAACAGAUUGAGAUUGAAUCCUGACAAGACAGAAGUACUGUUUGUGGGGGACAGGAGGCGGGCGGGUGUGGAGGACUCCCUGGUCCUGAAUGGGGUAACUGUGCCCCUGAAAGACCAGGUGCGCAGCCUGGGAGUCAUUUUAGACUCACAGCUGUCCAUGGAGGCACAGGUCAACUCCGUGUCCAGGGCAGCUGUUUAUCAGCUCCAUCUGGUACGCAGGCUGAGUCCCUACCUGCCCACUGACUGUCUCUCCAGAGUGGUGCAUGCUCUAGUUAUCUCUCGCUUGGACUACUGCAAUGCGCUCUACGUGGGGCUACCUUUGAAGGUGACCCGGAAACUACAACUAAUCCAGAAUGCGGCAGCUAGACUGGUGACUGGGAGCGGCCGCCGAGAUCACAUAACACCGGUCCUAAAA